AUGUCGCAAAAGAUCGCCAUUCUCUCCGUCUAUGACAAGACCGGGUUGGUCGAGUUUGCUCAACAACUUCACGCGUUGAACGUACGCUUGCUCGGUUCUGGUGGUACCGCUAAGCUUAUCCGCAAUGCUGGUAUCCCUAUUGGUGACGUCUCUGAUAUCACCAAGGCUCCCGAAAUGUUGGGUGGUCGUGUCAAGACCCUCCAUCCUGCUGUCCACGGUGGUAUCUUGGCCCGUAACAUUGAAAGCGAUGACAAGGAUUUGGCUGAACAACAAAUUGAAAAGAUCGACAUUGUUGUCUGCAACUUGUAUCCCUUCAAGGAAACCGUUGCCAAGGCUGAUGUUACUAUCCCCCAAGCUGUUGAGGAGAUCGAUAUCGGUGGUGUCACUCUUCUUCGUGCAGCUGCCAAGAACCAUGCCCGUGUUUCUAUUGUUUCCGAUCCCAAGGACUACAACAAGGUCAUUGAAGAGCUCAAGGCUGGUCAAGUCACCCAAGAAACCCGUAACACCCUUGCUUUGAAGGCCUUCAGUCACACUGCUGAUUAUGAUGAGGCUAUCUCCAACUAUUUCCGCAAGGAAUAUGCUCAAGGUGUCUCCAUGCUUCCUCUUCGUUAUGGUGCCAACCCCCAUCAAAAGCCUGCUCAGAUCUACGUCAAGGAAGGCAAGUUGCCCGUAACUCCUCUUUCUGGUUCUCCCGGUUACAUCAACUUUUUGGAUGCUCUCAACUCAUGGGCUCUUGUCAAGGAGCUUAAGGAAGCUACCGGUCUCCCUGCUGCUGCCUCUUUCAAGCACGUCUCCCCCGCUGGUGCUGCCAUUGGUGUCCCUCUUUCGGAUGUUGAAAAGAAGGUGUAUCAAGUGGAUGAUCUCAAGUUGCCUUUGACUCCUCUUGCUACUGCUUAUGCUCGUGCUCGUGGUGCUGAUCGUAUGUCAUCCUUUGGUGACUUUAUUGCUCUCUCCGACAAGGUUGAUCUUGCUACUGCAAAGAUCAUCUCCCGUGAAGUCUCGGAUGGUGUCAUUGCUCCUGAUUUCGAACCUGAAGCUCUUGAAGUCCUCAAGGCCAAGAAGGGUGGCAAGUAUGUUGUCCUUCAAAUGGAUCCCAACUAUGAACCCUCUGAGCAAGAAACCCGUCAAGUCUAUGGUCUUUACAUGGAACAAAAGCGUAACACUUACAAGAUUGACAAGUCAUUGUUCACCAACGUUGUUACCAAGAACAAGGAUCUUCCUGAGUCUGCUGUCAGAGAUUUGAUUGUUGCUACCAUUGCCUUAAAGUAUACUCAAUCCAACUCUGUUUGCUAUGCCAAGAAUGGUAUGGUCAUUGGUCUUGGUGCUGGUCAGCAAUCCCGUAUCCACUGCACUCGUCUUGCUGGUGAUAAGGCUGACAACUGGUGGUUGCGCCAUCAUCCCAAGGUUCUUGCUUUCGAUUUCAAAAAGACUGCCAAGCGUGCCGACAAGUCCAAUGCCAUUGAUUUGUAUGUGAUUGAUCAAAUUGGUGAGGGUGAAGAACGCAAGAUGUGGGAGGAGAACUUCAACACCUUGCCCGAGCCAUUGACUGCUGAAGAGCGUAAGGAAUGGAUGAAGGAGCUCAAGGAUACCGUUGUGUCAUCCGAUGCUUUCUUCCCCUUCUCGGACAAUGUUUUCCGUGCUUACCGCUCUGGUGUCAAGUACAUUGCCGCUGCUUCUGGUUCCGUCCAAGAUGAUGCUGUUAUUGCUGCCGCUGAUGCUAAUGAUAUGGUUCUUGUACAUACUUCCCUUCGUCUCUUCCAUCACUAA
Molecule: messenger RNA, 1767 nt
Organism: Lichtheimia ornata
Lineage: Eukaryota; Fungi; Mucoromycota; Mucoromycetes; Mucorales; Lichtheimiaceae
Product: bifunctional purine biosynthesis protein ade10
Exons: 6
Coding region: 1-1767 (588 amino acids)
Biological process (GO): 'de novo' IMP biosynthetic process
Cellular component (GO): cytosol
Molecular function (GO): phosphoribosylaminoimidazolecarboxamide formyltransferase activity; IMP cyclohydrolase activity
Source: RefSeq, a predicted model, not a curated record